AUGAGUCCAACCUCAUCUUACUUGCCAGAAGAAGAAUUCAGCACAACAAAUGUUUACAACUACGACGAAGUUCCUGAGAAUAAAUCUUGGGCUUCAGCUUUACCAAUCGCUAAAGGUUUAUAUAACCCAGAGUUAGAAAAAGAUGCUUGUGGUGUCGGUUUUACUUGUCACUUGAAAGGUGUCCCAUCUCAUAAAAUUGUUUCUGAUGCCAAACACUUGUUGUGUAACAUGACACACAGAGGUGGUGAAUUAAACCCAAACGAUGGUGAUGGUGCUGGUUUAUUAUCAUCAAUUCCACACAGAUUCUUGAAAAGAGAAUUCCAGUACUACUGCAACAUCGAAUUACCUCCAAAGGGUCAAUAUGGUGUUGGUAAUGUUUUCUUUAAGAAAGACGAUGCCGUUUUUGAUAAAUCUAAGAAAACUUUUGAAAAUAUCGCUGACUCCUUGGGUUUGAAGGUUUUGGCAUGGAGAGAGGUCCCUCAUGAUUCCUCUAUUUUGGGUGCCGCUGCUUUAUCUAGAGAACCAUAUAUUUUACAACCAGCCGUUGUUUACAAGGAAACAUGGGGUCAAGAUAUUUCUGAAGAAGAAUUUGAUUCCAAACACAAAAAAGAUUUCGAAAAGAGAUUGUUCAUUUUGAGAAAGCAAGCUUCUCAUACCAUCGGUUUACACAAUUGGUUCUACAUAUGUUCGCUUUCCAACAAAACCAUUGUUUACAAAGGUCAAUUGGCUCCAAAACAAGUUUAUUCUUACUAUCAUGAUUUAGUUAACGCUGAAUAUGAAUCCCAUUUUGCAUUAGUUCAUUCUCGUUUCUCCACCAACACUUUCCCAUCUUGGGAUAGAGCUCAACCAUUGAGAUUAGCUGCCCAUAAUGGUGAAAUCAACACCUUGAGAGGUAACAAGAACUGGAUGAGAGCUAAAGAAGGGGUUAUGAAAUCUCAAUUGUUUGGUGAUGAAAUGGACAAAUUGUUCCCAAUCAUUGAAGAAGGUGGUUCUGAUUCCGCUGCUUUUGAUAAUGUUUUGGAAUUGUUGGUCAUUAAUGGUGUCGUUUCAUUACCAGAAGCUGUGAUGAUGAUGAUUCCAGAAGCUUGGCAGAAUGAUUCAUACAUUGACCCUAAAAAGAAGGCUUUCUACGAAUGGGCUGCAUGUUUGAUGGAACCAUGGGAUGGUCCAGCUUUAUUCACUUUUGCUGAUGACAGAUAUUGUGGUGCCAACUUGGAUCGUAAUGGUUUGAGACCAUGUCGUUACUACGUUCUUGAUGAUGACCGUAUUAUCUGUGCUUCAGAAGUUGGUGUCAUUGAAGUCCAACCAGAAAAAGUUUUACAAAAGGGCAGAUUGCAACCAGGUAAAAUGUUGUUAGUCGAUACCAAAGAAGGUCGUAUCGUUGAUGACAAGGAAUUAAAGAGCAGAGUCUCUUCCAAAUACGACUUCAAAUCUUGGGUUUUAGCCAACAUGAUCACCUUGCAAGACUUGAAUGAGAAAUUGGCAUCCAGAAGCAUUGAUGUUGCUUCUAAACCAGUUGAUACUUCCGUCAACAUCCAAUCUGAUCCAAGAUUAAUUGCUUCCGGUUAUUCUCACGAACAACUUUUGUUUGUUUUGGCUCCUAUGGCUGAAGGUAACGAAGCUUUGGGUUCUAUGGGUAACGAUAAUGCGUUGGCUUGUAUUUCAGAACAACCAAAGUUAUUAUACGAAUACUUCCGUCAAUUGUUUGCUCAAGUUACCAAUCCACCAAUUGAUCCAAUUAGAGAAAAAAUUGUCAUGUCUUUGGAAUGUUAUGUUGGUCCUCAAGGUAACUUAUUGGAAAUGAAACCAAACCAAUUGAAUAGAUUGUUGUUGAAAUCUCCAAUUUUGACUAAUUCAGAAUUAUUGGCAAUUAAACACAUUGAAACAGUUUAUCCAUCAUGGUCUGUUGCCAACAUUGACAUUACUUUUGAUAAAUCUGAAGGUAUUCAAGGUUAUAUUAACACCAUUGACAGAAUCUGUCAAGCUGCUUCUAGAGCAAUUGCUGAUGAUAAUCAAAUUAUCAUUUUAAGUGACGCCAACACUGGCCCAGAAAGAUUACCAAUCUCCGCUUUGAUUGCAGUUGGUGCUGUUCACCAUCAUUUGGUUAGACAAAAGCAACGUUCCAAGGUUGCACUUAUCAUUGAAACUCAAGAAGCUAAAGAAGUUCACCAUGCCUGUUGUUUGGUUGGUUAUGGUGCCGAUGGUAUUAAUCCAUACUUGGCCAUGGAAACUUUGGUUAGAAUGAAACAACAAGGUUUAUUAAAGAAUGAAGCCCUUACUGAAGAAAAAAUCAUCUCGAACUAUAAAUCUUCCAUUGAUGCUGGUAUCUUGAAGGUUAUGUCCAAGAUGGGUAUUUCUACUUUGGCUUCUUAUAAAGGUGCUCAAAUUUUUGAAGCUUUGGGUAUCGACAACUCAGUCAUUGAUAGAUGUUUUGCUGGUACUGCUUCCAGAAUCAAGGGUAUUACUUUUGAAUAUAUUGCUCAAGAUGCCUUCACUUUGCAUGAAAGAGGUUAUCCAUCCAGAGAAACCAUCAAACCAGUUGGAUUACCAGAAACCGGUGAAUACCACUGGAGAGAUGGUGGUGAUGCCCAUAUCAAUGACCCUGCUGCUAUCGCCUCCUUGCAAGAUGCUGUUCGUAACAAGAAUGAGAGAGCUUAUGAAGCCUAUGCCAAAAAGGAAAACGAAGCUGUUCGUAACUGUACUUUACGUGGGUUGUUAGACUUUGAUUUUGAAUCAUCAUCUGAAGUUCCAAUUGACCAAGUUGAACCAUGGACAGAAAUUGUUCGUCGUUUUUUCACUGGUGCCAUGUCCUAUGGUUCUAUCUCUAUGGAAUCACAUUCCACAUUGGCCGUUGCUAUGAACAGAUUGGGUGGUAAAUCCAACACUGGUGAAGGUGGUGAAGAUGCUGCCAGAUCUAUUGUCAGAGACAAUGGUGACACCAUGAGAUCAGCUAUUAAACAAGUUGCCUCAGGUAGAUUUGGUGUCACUUCAUACUAUUUGGCUGAUGCCGAUGAAUUGCAAAUCAAAAUGGCUCAAGGUGCUAAACCAGGUGAAGGUGGUGAAUUGCCAGGUCAUAAAGUUUCUGUUGAAAUUGGUAAAACUAGACAUUCCACUCCAGGUGUUGGUUUGAUUUCUCCACCACCACAUCAUGAUAUUUACUCAAUUGAAGAUUUGAAACAAUUGUUGUAUGAUUUGAAAUGUGCUAAUCCAAGAGCAAGAACUUCUGUCAAGUUGGUUUCAGAAGUUGGUGUUGGUAUUGUUGCUGCUGGUGUUGCCAAAGCCGGCUCAGAAAACAUUUUAGUUUCUGGGGGUGAUGGUGGUACUGGUGCUGCCAAAUUGACUUCGAUCAAGUAUGCUGGUUUGCCAUGGGAAUUGGGUUUAGCCGAAUCUCAUCAAACUUUAGUUUUGAAUGACUUGAGAGGUAGAGUUAUUUUGCAAACUGAUGGUCAAAUCAGAACUGGUAGAGAUAUUGCCAUUGCUUGUUUAUUGGGAGCUGAAGAAUGGGGUUUUGCUACUUCUCCAUUGAUUGCCAUGGGUUGUAUCUAUAUGAGAAAAUGUCAUUUGGGUACUUGUCCAGUUGGGAUUGCUACUCAAGAUCCAGAAUUGAGAAAGAAAUUCGAGGGUACUCCAGAACAUGUCAUCAAUUUCUUCUACUAUUUGGCUAAUGAUUUGAGAAAAUUCAUGGCUAAAUUGGGUUUCAGAACUAUUAAUGAGAUGGUUGGUAGAACUGAAAAAUUGAAAGUUAGAGAAGAUUUCAGAACUACCAAGAAUGCAAACAUUGACUUGUCUCCAAUUUUGACUCCUGCCCAUACUAUUAGACCAGGUGUUGCCACUCAUUGUGUUAGAAAACAAGAUCACAAGUUGCACAUUAGAGUUGAUAACAAAUUGAUUGAUGAAUCUGAAUUGACCUUGGCUAAAGGUUUGCCUGUCACUAUUGACUGUGAAGUUGUCAACACUGAUCGUUCCUUGGGUACUACAUUGUCAUACCGUGUUUCCAAGACUUUUGGUGAAAAUGGUUUACCACAUGAUACUAUUCAUGUUAAUGUUACUGGUUCCGCUGGUCAAUCAUUUGGUGCCUUUUUAGCAUCUGGUGUCACUUUGGAAUUGGAAGGUGAUGCUAAUGAUUACAUCGGUAAAGGUUUAUCUGGUGGUAGAAUUAUUGUUUACCCUCCAAAGGAAUCUAAAUUCAAAGCCGAAGAUCAAAUCAUUGCUGGUAACACUGCUUUCUUUGGUGCUACUUCUGGUUCUGCCUUUAUCAGAGGUAUUGCUGCUGAAAGAUUUGCCGUUAGAAACUCUGGUGCCAUUAUUGUUGCUGAAGGUACUGGUGACCAUGGUUGUGAAUAUAUGUCUGGUGGUAGAGUUGUCAUUUUGGGUUCCACUGGUAGAAACUUUGCUUCUGGUAUGUGUGGUGGUAUUGCCUAUGUUUUGGACAUGGCCCAAGACUUUAGUGAUAAAGUUAAUAAAGCCCAAGUUGAAUUAUCCCAAGUUACCGAGACUGAAGAAAUUGCUUUCUUGAGAAAUUUGAUCGAAGACCACCGUCAUUACACUGGUUCUGAAGUUGCUGACAGUAUUUUGAAUGAUUUCAACAGAUACUUGCCAAGAUUUGUUAAAGUCUUACCAAAUGAUUAUAAGAAGGUUUUGGAAAAGGAAAAGCAAUUAGCCCAAGAAGCAAAGAACAAGGAAUUAAGCAGUUUCUUGAAAUCUAUCAAGGAGGACCCAGAAGCUGAUGUUACCAAUGGUGAAGCAUACAAGAUCAAAAAGGGACAUGUUCACAAACCUUCCAACAAACAAGAACCAAAAGUUGCUGAUGUUGAAGAUACUAUUUUCAACACUGAAUUUGAAAAGAAGGCUCCAGUCAAAUUAGAUAAACUCAGAGGUUUCAUGAAGUACAAGCGUAGAAAUGAAAAAUACAGAGAAGCCAAAUCAAGAACCAAGGAUUGGAAAGAAAUGACUUCUAGAUUAACCAAAGAAGAAUUGAAAUAUGAAACUGCUAGAUGUAUGGAUUGUGGUGUUCCAUUCUGUACUUCUGAUACUGGUUGUCCAAUUUCCAACGUUAUUCCAAAAUGGAAUGAAUUGGUUUUCAAUGACAGAUGGUAUGAUGCUUUGCAAAGAUUAAUGAUGACCAACAAUUUCCCAGAAUUCACUGGUAGAAUUUGUCCAGCUCCAUGUAAUGGUGCUUGUGUUUUGGGUAUUAAUGAAGAUCCAGUGAAUAUUAAAUCUGUUGAAUGUGCCAUUAUUGAUCAUGGUUUUGAACAAGGUUGGAUUAAACCAAAUCCACCAUCUCACAGAACUGGCAAGACAGUUGCUGUUAUUGGUUCUGGUCCAGCUGGUUUGGCUGCUGCCGAUCAAUUGAAUAAAGCUGGUCAUUCUGUUACCGUUUAUGAAAGAAGUGAUAGACCAGGUGGUUUGUUGAUGUACGGUAUUCCAAAUAUGAAAUUGGACAAAGGAAUUGUCAAGAGAAGAACUGAUUUGUUGGCUGCUGAAGGUAUUGAAUUUGUUUGUAACACUACUGUUGGUGAAGAUGUCACUGUUUCUGAAUUGAAAUCUCAAUUUGAUGCAGUUGUCUUUGCUGUUGGUUCUACUAUUCCAAGAGAUUUAAAGAUUCCAGGAAGAGAAUUGAAAAACAUUGGUUUUGCCAUGCAAUUGUUGCAUUCCAACACCAAGGCCUUGUUAGAAGAUCAAUUGGAAGAUAUUAGAAAGACUUUAGAAGGUAAGAAUGUUGUUGUUAUUGGUGGUGGUGAUACUGGUAAUGAUUGUUUGGGUACCUCAACCAGACAUGGUGCUAAAUCAGUUACCAACUUUGAAUUGUUACCACACCCACCAAAUGCCAGACCAAAGGACAAUCCAUGGCCACAAUGGCCAAGAAUCUUCAGAGUUGAUUAUGGUCAUACUGAAGUUGCUGCUCAUUAUGGUAAGGAUCCAAGAGAAUAUUCCAUCUUAUCUAAAGAAUUUGUUGGUGAUGAAGAAGGUAAUGUUAAAGGUAUCAAAACUGUUAGAGUUGAAUGGAAACGUUCUGAUUCAGGUGCUUGGCAAAUGGCUGAAGUUCCAGGUAGUGAAGAAUUUUUCCCAGCUGAUGUUGUUUUAUUAUCUAUGGGUUUUGUUGGACCAGAAUCCGAUAAUUUAGAAGUUGAAAAAACCAAGAGAGGUACUAUUACUACUAUUGAUCCAAAUGUUUACAAAGUUGAUAGAAACGAUAAUGUUUUUGCUGCUGGUGAUUGUAGAAGAGGUCAAUCAUUAGUUGUUUGGGGUAUUCAAGAAGGUCGUCAAUGUGCUAGAGAAGUUGAUGAAUAUUUAAUGGGUUCAACAAGAUUACCAGGUAAUGGUUCUGUUGAACAAAGAAACUACAAGUUGUUAGAAGAAUUAGCUGAAAAGAUUUAG
Molecule: messenger RNA, 6378 nt
Organism: Candida tropicalis MYA-3404
Lineage: Eukaryota; Fungi; Ascomycota; Pichiomycetes; Serinales; Debaryomycetaceae
Gene: GLT1
Product: glutamate synthase (NADH)
Exons: 1
Coding region: 1-6378 (2125 amino acids)
Molecular function (GO): iron-sulfur cluster binding; iron ion binding; FMN binding
Source: RefSeq, a predicted model, not a curated record